AUGUCGUUGGUCACGCCUUUCGCCGCGACUGGCAAGUCUUCCAGCUUUUUACCGACAAUCAAAUGCUCGAACUGCGCCAGAGAGAUCGAGAUUGCGAGGAUGGGCGAGCAUGACUGUGUUUCGGGCGCGAAUGGGACUUUCCCUGGAAACGGAGGCCACGCGCCAGAACCGAGCAACCCAUUCAUGUUGCGUCAGACUAGCUUUGACGAUGCGCCAUCUUCCGCGCCCUUCAAUCAGAGCCACCAACAGGCACAGCCGCACUAUCAAGAACAUGAUAUGCGUCAGCAGAAUCCUUAUCACGAUGAGCAAUAUUCACAAGGAUAUGAACCGCGGCAGCAGUAUCCACAAGCUACGUACCAAGAGCCAUCUCAGCAGCAACCGCACCAGACCUCGUCUCAAAACUCCUAUGGUCACUCAUAUGAGCAGCAGCCAAUGCCACAGCAGGAAGACAGGGAACAAUACCCUUACAACACAACAUACUCUGGACAGGACCCAUACCAACAGACAGUUCAGACACCUCAACCGGAGCCGUUUCGCGAGCUUCACCAUGAUACAAACCACGAGACAUAUCAGGCACCACGCCACGAUGAAUACCAGGAAACGCCAAUGGGAGAUCAACGACAACCGCAUUAUGAUCAAUAUCACGAGCAGCAGCAGCAGACAUAUGUAGGACAUCAGCAAGAUGCAUUUGUAGGACAGCAAUCCCAAGCAUAUCAAGCGCCACCUCCAGAUUCCUUCCGGAAUCCGCAGCAGGAUCGGAACUACCCUACGGAGCAGCCGUACAAUCAACCACAGAUGCAGCAGUCAUCGAUGCACCAGCAGUAUCCAGCAAACUAUCAACAGCAGCGAGAUCCCAUGCGUCGUCCGAGCGACGCUGGGCCGCGUAUGAGGAGGCCAACCUUGCCAUCCAUGGGGGCGGGUCAUCAGGAUCCGUCUCGAAACCCAAGGAUGGCGUUGCCGAAGAUUAACUCCAAUCUUCCGAAUGGAUCGCAUCUCGCCGCACACACAGCUGUAGAUGCGCCACGUUCACCUGCAUUCAGUUCUCGAUCCGGCAUGAGCAACAAUGGACGCCCGCCUUUGGGCCGUAGUCACACGAAUCCUCGCCCUCGGUUGUGGGACCCGCGGCCCCCGAGCAUUGAGAUUCCUGUGAAUCUGGAUUGCGCAUUCCCACCAUUCCCGAGUGCUGCACCGCAGAAACGUCGUCCUUCUGCUGCACAAGGUCGCAAGACGCCCACAGGGAGUGAGAGAGCAUCGUCCCGUAGUGCAUCACGCAGCGCAUCUCGUAGCGCAUCCCGAAGCGCAUCUCGCGGCGGUCACAGAGCAGAUACUAUGCCAGUAGCGAACGAGCCUGCGUUACCGUCACUCCCACCGCUCGAGGAUCUGCAUGAUAUCCCUGCAGACAGUCAUAUCGCACCGGUUCUUGCUGCUCCCCAGGAUGGUCCUUACGGUGUACAGAAUCGGAGUGCCAGUGGUGACUCAUAUCGCGCACCAUCACCUAAUGUACAAAGACGGCCGAGUGAAACAUUCUUUGAGUCACCGCCACAAUCAUCUACGCCUGAGCUCUCUGCGUUCCCCUUGCCGGCCUCUAUUCUGCCAAACGAACAGAAGCCUGACGACGAUCAGCGCGACUUCCCUGAGCCACAUGAUGUACACCAUUCUCGGGAAGAGCACGAGGUUCACGACAAUUUCGAGUACAACGGCGCGAUGACUACCGAGCCACUACCAAUCCACACCGAUGAAGCACCGCACAUCGAUGCUUCGGUUGAUCGCCUAGACUUCUCUUUCGGCUCGCCCAAGAUAGAGCCAGCCGAAAACGAUCAUGCUCCAACGGUUCCGGUAGUGUCCCAUGAAAUGGAAAACUUCCACAUCGCCGAUCAGCCAGAGGCCAGUGAAGUCGACGAGUUUGCACUAGCACCGAAUCAAAUCCCGCAAGUCGUUCAAGCUCCACCACGCGGUGACAGCCGCAAUGCCGUGCUGUCCGACCAUAGCCUAGAAGAUGGGCCGCCAUUUCCCAAGCCUGUACAACGAUUCCGACAGGACAGCAAGCAUACGUCGUCUGAAUUCGAAUCAUUCGAGUCUUCAAGGAAAAGCUCCCUUGAGCACUCGGGCACACCUCUGAGCUCUGUCGAGACCGCAGCGAGCGGCGUUGAGGCCUUCCCAGACCUUGAUUUUGAGAGUGCCCAGUACAGUGGAGAAGAUGAAAAACAUGCAGAGAUUCUUGCCGAUGUACCUGUACCAGAGCCAUCAACCCAAGCGCCAGCUCAACCCCCAGCAGACCCGCCCAGAAAAUUUUCCAUGCCUCGAAACUUUGCUAGACCCGGUCCGCCACGCGAUGCUCAGCUGGCCAAAGUAGAUCCUAUCAUUGAGCCCGCAGAGUCGCCAAUGGAUCCGGCAAUGCAAGGACACAGUCCCUCUGGUUACGGGCCAUGGGGUGUACCAGCGCCUAGAGAAGUGCGUGCUCCUCUGGAAUCCACCCAGAGUAGCGAUGCGAUCAACCCAAAGCACCAGCCCGAGCCGCUGCUUAUACCAGUUCUGCCCUUCAGUGACCACGAUGCACACGGCCCAAGAUCGCCCCUGGGUCCUCUUGAUAGUCCUGUGUUCAGUGCAUCUGGAAGGAGUGCGAACUCGGAUCGAAGCAUAACACCGACCAUUCCCAGACCACCACGUGAACCCCAAGACGUAGCUAUGCGCAAACCGAUGGCUCGUCGUGCGACUAUCGGAAAGCCCAUCUGCCGUGGUUGCUCGUUACCCAUAGAGGGAAAGUCUGUCAAGGCCGCGGAUGGACGCCUCACGGGUCGCUGGCACAAAGCUUGCUUUGUCUGCCGAUCUUGUCACGAACCGUUUACGACUGCUGACUUCUAUGUCAUCAAUAACGAGCCGUACUGCGAGCGCCACUAUCACGAGCAAAACGGAUCCAUCUGCAACGGCUGCAACCGCGGUAUCGAGGGUCAGUAUACAGAGACCACCAGCACACUGCCAGGCCGCGCCGGCGCACCUCCAGAGCGGAAGAAGUACCACCCACGUUGCUUUACUUGUCGCGAAUGUCGGGCCGUCCUCGUGGACGAUUAUUUCGAAAUUCUCGGCAAUGUCUUCUGCGAGCGCCAUGCCUUCGCAGCCAUGCGAGCACAAGCCCGCAUGGUUGGAAACGGCCCGGGCAGGGGUGGCGGCCGGAUGCAAGACCGCAGCGGUCUGAAAGCUGAGCGGCGGACGACCAAAUUGAUGAUGAUGAAUGUCAUGCGAUGA
This is a messenger RNA of Dissoconium aciculare CBS 342.82, 3243 nucleotides long. RefSeq lists its product as uncharacterized. The coding region runs from base 1 to 3243 and encodes 1080 amino acids. Gene Ontology annotation, molecular function: transcription coregulator activity. The record is from RefSeq and is a predicted model, not a curated record. Lineage: Eukaryota; Fungi; Ascomycota; Dothideomycetes; Mycosphaerellales; Dissoconiaceae. The transcript has a single exon. Gene Ontology annotation, cellular component: Z disc; nucleus.